AUGGGAGUCAGCUGCUGUAAAGAGGAUGCCAUCGACUUUAAUUCAGAGAUUGAGCUUUCACAUUUUCAUCUCCUUCGAUCAGUAGGGAAAGGAUCAUUCGGUAAAGUUCGAGUGGUCCAACAUAAGCGAACAAAGAAAAUCUAUGCGCUAAAAUAUAUCAACAAGGCCAAAUGUAUUCGUAUGCGUGCAGUUGAAAACAUCAUUCAGGAACGUCGACUCUUGGAAGAGAUUGAAUACCCAUUGAUCUGUAAUCUGAGAUAUGCAUUCCAGGACGAUGAGAAUUUGUUCAUGGUCCUGGAUUUGAUGUUGGGAGGAGAUUUGAGGUUUCAUCUCGAGAGAACGGGACCCAUGAGAGAAGAUGUCGUUCGAUUCUAUAUUGCAGAAAUAGCCUUGGCACUCGAUGCACUACACACACAGAAUAUCAUUCAUCGAGAUCUAAAGCCAGAUAAUGUCCUGCUGGACGAACGUGGGCACGCCCAUUUGACAGAUUUCAACAUUGCGGUCCGUUUUAAUCCAGCGAGGCCAUUGGGUUCAAUAGCAGGAAGCAUGGCUUAUAUGGCGCCCGAGAUGCUAUUACGGAAGGGAUAUCUUGAGUCUGUAGAUUGGUGGAGUUUAGGUGUUGUCAUGUUUGAGCUGCUCUUUGGAAAGCGGCCAUUUAGAGGCAAGAAUAAUGACCUAUUGACCAACUCAAUAUUGUAUGACCCUCUGCCAAUACCAGAGAAUGCCGCUGUGGUUAUCAGCCGAAGCUGUUUAGAUGUCCUCUCUAAGCUCUGCGAGCGAGAUGUUAGUAAACGCAUGGGAUGCACAUCUGAAGGGAUAAAUGGGUUAAAGGAGCACCCUUGGUUCCAAGGAAUUGAAUGGAAUGAACUAAUAACAAAGGAAGCCAUCCCGCCAUUCCAGCCAAAUAUGAAGCACGCUAAUUUCGACGCGACGCAUGAGCUGGAAGAACUACUAAUGGAGGACAACCCGCUCAAGGCCAAGAAGAGGGCCCAAACGGGGCCAGAGACGGAACUUCCGAUAGAGAUGCAGAUGAUGGAGGAUCAAUUCCUUGUGUAUGACUAUACCAAAGUUCAACGAAGGUCGACAUCUAUUGAAUAA
Molecule: messenger RNA, 1098 nt
Organism: Lobosporangium transversale
Lineage: Eukaryota; Fungi; Mortierellomycota; Mortierellomycetes; Mortierellales; Mortierellaceae
Product: kinase-like domain-containing protein
Exons: 7
Coding region: 1-1098 (365 amino acids)
Biological process (GO): peptidyl-serine phosphorylation; intracellular signal transduction
Molecular function (GO): protein serine/threonine kinase activity; ATP binding
Source: RefSeq, a predicted model, not a curated record